Salarias fasciatus (jewelled blenny) is the source of this 1531-nucleotide messenger RNA. RefSeq names its product solute carrier family 2, facilitated glucose transporter member 11-like. The transcript is spliced from 12 exons. The record is from RefSeq and is a predicted model, not a curated record. Bases 20 to 1531 code for a protein of 503 amino acids. Gene Ontology annotation, cellular component: plasma membrane. NCBI's taxonomy places the organism in Eukaryota, Metazoa, Chordata, Actinopteri, Blenniiformes, Blenniidae. Gene Ontology annotation, biological process: dehydroascorbic acid transport. Gene Ontology annotation, molecular function: D-glucose transmembrane transporter activity.
UCUCCAUCUCACCUCAACCAUGUCGCAAACAGAUGCACAGAAGGGCAGUCCUCUGACAUUGGUGCUAAUGGUUGCUUCUGCAGCCAUUGGAGGGACUCUCCAGUAUGGCUACAACCUUGCCAUAAUGAACGCUCCCACAACUUUUAUUCAAACUUUCAUCAACGAGACCUUCCUGGAGAGGUGGGAUAUCCAGUUGGAAGACUACCAAGUGACGCUGGUCUGGACAAUCAUUGUCUCCAUCUUCUCGUUGGGAGGGUUGGUUGGAGCGCUUAUCGCGGGGCCAAUGACCAUACGCUUCGGGAGGAAGAAAUGUAUGCUGCUGAACAACAUUUUCCUCAUGAGUAGCGCACUCCUGGCCCUGACAAGUAGAGCUGCCAAGUCUUUUGAAAUGAUUAUUAUUUCUCGUGUCCUGGUUGGAAUAAACGCAGGGAUCAGUAUGAAUGUACAACCCAUGUAUUUUGGAGAAAGUGCACCGAAGCACUUAAGAGGAGCGAUCUCUUUGUCCUCGGCUGUUUUCACGGCGUUUGGCGUUGUGUUAGGACAGGUGAUUGGACUCAGAGAGAUUUUGGGCAGCGAGCCAUGCUGGCAGUACCUUCUGGCCAGUAACGCGGUUCCCGGCUUCAUCCAGCUGUUGACCCUGCCGUGGUUCCCAGAGAGUCCCAGGUACCUGCUCAUCGACAGGGGCGACAAGGAGGGCUGUAUAAAUGCUCUGAGGCGUCUGCGAGGGUGUGAGGUGCAGAGCAGCGAGCUCGACGAGAUCAUGCAGGAACAGGCUGAAGCAAAAGGCCUGAAGCCGAAGCAGCCGUGGGAGCUCUUCACUGACCGCUCCAUGCGCUGGCAGCUCAUCACAGUCAUGAUCAUCAGCAGUGCCAUGCAGCUCUGCGGCAAUGACUCGAUCUACUUCUACGCAUUUUAUGUGUUCAAAGAGGCUGGGAUAUCUGACGAAAAAAUCCAGUAUAUCACUAUCGGCACCGGAGCAUGUGAAUUUACAGCCUGUAUCAUGUGUAACCUUCUGAUUGAGCGCAAAGGCCGGCGGUUCAUGCUGAUGGGAGGCUUCAUCCUCAUGACCGUCUGGGCUGUGGUCUUCACGAUCGCUCUGUCAUUUGAGCACCUCAUAAGCUGGAUGCCCUACCUGAGCAUGACCUGCAUCUUCACCUACAUUCUGAGCUUUGGCAUGGGACCCGCUGGAGUGACAGGCGUGCUUCCCACUGAGAUCUUCAAUCAGACCGCUCGACCAGCAGCCUACAUGAUCGCUGGUUCCAUGAUGUGGAUCAACCUGUUCAUUGUUGGAAUGAUCUUCCCAUUCCUAGUGAGCGAGCUGAGCGAGUACUGCUUUGUCCCUUUCGGGGCGGUCUGCCUCUUGUCCGCCCUGUACGUCGGCCUGUUUCUGCCGGAGACCAAAGGGAAGUCUCUGUCAGUCAUCACCCACGAGUUCCACAAGCUCAACUUCAAAGGCCAGGACAAAGACUUUGAAUCCCAGCCUCACGUUGAGUACCAGCUGGGCGAAGUGUGUCACUCCACGGCACUGUAA